Molecule: messenger RNA, 1743 nt
Organism: Didymosphaeria variabile
Lineage: Eukaryota; Fungi; Ascomycota; Dothideomycetes; Pleosporales; Didymosphaeriaceae
Exons: 2
Coding region: 1-1743 (580 amino acids)
Biological process (GO): monoatomic cation transport; transmembrane transport
Cellular component (GO): membrane
Molecular function (GO): monoatomic cation transmembrane transporter activity
Source: RefSeq, a predicted model, not a curated record
AUGACUCCCGGAAGCUCGCCGUCUCGGUCCCCCGGCCUCCCUCGAUCCAGGAGCUUGUCGCGCCUCGCAGGCGCCAAAGGCUAUCUUCCUCUGGCCGGCGAAGGCUCGCCUGCUGCCUUAUCUACGCGCAGUGGGCAGCUACAGAACCUCAUUUCACACGGUACAAGACGGCCUUCCACGUUGCGUAGCUCCCGGUCGGGGAAAGAACGACGCGGGAGUUUUUCUAGCGACGAUGGAGAUUUGGAGGAAUUCAAGCACAGCCUCAUAGCUCAGGAUCUUGCCUCCGAGCGUAGGGCAAGCAUCGGCGCGCACGCUCUUCAUACCCCGCAGAUGCGAAGCCAAAGGCUGAUUGGCAACUCGAACCCGCGGUACAAAUGGGAGCGAUACUUCAAGACGGAGGCUGAGCUCAAGGAGUACAAGAAAAAGAAGGUCCGGCAGUACUACGAGCGCAACAACUACCUCAUCCAAAAUUACGACUACAUCGACCGCCUUCUCGACUCGUCACUUCCACACCAUCUCAUCCAAGAGUACAGCAACCUAGAGUCUGGUAACGUAAACAUCCCGACAACCAUUACUGAAGAAUCGCCGUCCUUCCCUUCGACGCCCGCCGCGCAUACACCCGCCAGCUACAGCGACAUCAGUACAAACCCGACCAGUGCGACCACACAGACCACCCAGAACAGUAAUGGCUCGCAAGUGAAGCUAAAGCGGACGCCCAAGAAUCUGUACAAAGUGCCCUCAGCAGACGAGAAUACACCUCUGUUGCGGUCGGACGCAUAUGACGAGGAGGAAGAGAUCGAAUCGCUCGGCAAGAGCAUGCCGGAUUGGGUUCCUGAGGAAGACGAAGACACAGAGAGUCCCAUCGUGAAGGUUGCCCUCUAUGUUAAUCUCAUUGCAAAUACCAUCCUCCUCAUUCUCAAGAUUAUCGUGACGGUCAUGACCUCCUCGCUCUCCGUCGUGGCCUCUCUAGUUGACGCAGCGCUCGACUUCCUCUCCACAGCCAUCGUAUGGGUCACCAGUUGGAUCAUCGCCCGACCACAGGAUAAAUACGCGUAUCCGGUUGGACGCCGCCGUCUUGAGCCAAUUGGAGUCCUCGUCUUCAGCGUCAUCAUGAUAACGUCCUUCUUCCAGGUCCUCAUCGAGGCUUUUUCUAGACUAACGGGCGACGACCGAACCGUCGUGGAGCUCAGCGUCCCCGCCAUCGCCAUAAUGUCGUCGACCGUUGUCGUUAAAGGCGGCUGCUGGCUCUGGUGCCGCCUCAUCCGCAACUCCUCGGUGCAAGCCCUUGCGCAAGACGCCGAGACCGACGUCGUUUUUAACAUUUUCAGUAUCCUAUUUCCCCUCGUAGGCUUCUACGCGAAAAUCUGGUGGCUAGAUCCUCUGGGCGGUCUUCUCCUCUCCCUCUUCGUUAUCCUGAAUUGGUCGCGCACGUCAGCGACACAUAUCCGCAAUCUCACCGGUGCUGCUGCCACCGCGGACGAGAGGAACAUCUUGCUGUAUUUGACGAUGCGGUUUGCGAAGACGAUUAAGCAGAUUCAAGGUCUGUCUGCGUACCAUGCGGGUGACAAGCUGAACGUUGAGGUGGAUAUUGUGGUCGAUGAGAAUAUCAGCCUAAGGGAUAGUCAUGAUCUUGGGGAGUCAUUGCAGUAUGUGCUUGAGAGCGUCCCAUAUGUCGACCGAGCAUUUGUACAUAUCGAUUACGCGGGGUACAAUUUGCCGACACACAUGUCGCAGCAGGAAUAG